AUGGCUCAAAUUGAGCCUAUGGACAUAGACAUUAUUGAUAGUGAUUUUGACAACAAAGAAAACAGUUUUCAUCACAGCAAUGUUUUGUCGCGGACGACCUGCACCGAAAAGGGAUAUGAGGAGUUAGAUGUGUCGGAGCUGAACAUGAAAUUGAGGUAUUCUAUUACUCCAGCCUCUUCACCUAUGUCCAAAAGUUUUACUGCUAAUUGUUUGGAUAAUAGAACCUAUGAUAGUGAAGACUACUUAAACAAUGUUGUUAUCAAUGAAAAUGGUAAUUUAACUCGUUCAUUAAAUUCCACAAUUACCAGACCUUAUCAGGAUACUAAUAAAUCUGUUAAAUCUCUUCCUUUAAAAGUUCUUUCAACUGAUCAAAAGGAGGAUAGAAGUGCCUCAGUACUCCGAUCGUUGGAUUCCUCUCUUAAAACUGAUGAAAUUAAUGUGACAUUAAGUGUAGGAAAUGAUAAUAUUGACAAUGUAUUACUGCAGAGUGCAUCAUCUUCAGUGACACAAACACCAGAAGCAACAACGCCAACAAAGGAAAUACCAAAACAUGAUGGUGGUUCUCCCAUAAUGAGAGGUCUUAAGACUGUUCUUAACAUGUUCCGUUCAUCUCAAAGCCCUAUACCGCCACCAGACAGUCAUAAUGAUAAAAAAUCAGAAGCUCUUAGCCCCACAGAUUCAACGUUAAAAGGUCCUGUAGCAUCUGUACAUUUGGCAUCAACCCCCAUUGCAAAUAAAAACACAGAAGAUAGUAGAAGAUGUAGCCCUCUAAAAGAAAGCAUUGUUUUCAAUGAUGAUCUUGAAAGGGAAUUGCAGUGGAAAGAUGAAACAACAAUAUUGUUUAAGGAAGAAAAAAUUCCAAUUCAUAAAUUAUUUCUCCCACAAACUAUGUCAUCUGUUUCAAAGACAGCAGAUUCCAUUACGAGAUCUUCAAAAAAAGAACAAAAUUAUGAUUUAAAUGCUUCUGUGGAAUAUAUGGAUAUUUUAAAUAAUGAUUCUCUAUUAGGGUGUAAAACUACUGAAAAUAUUCAACCUACUUUUAUAUCAAAUAAAAAUGAAGCAUUGGCUGUGGAGUCGGAUGGUGAAUUUGUCGACUGUGAAACUAUAUUAAAUAGUGAUGGUAAUGAAAGUAAUGUAAAAGAAGAAAUAAUUGUGGAAAGUAAUGAAAAAAAAUUCAGUGCAAUUAUACAGUAUAAUGAUAAUAAAUGUUUUCAAGGAAAAAGUAAACAGUCAAUAGGUGAUAAUAAUAUGAUAACAGAUUUAUUAUUGACCGAUAAAGGUGACAUGUGCCAUGAAAUAAAUUUAAAUAAAAACAUACAAGCAAAUUGUGAAUUUAGGAAUACCAGUAGUGAUGUUUCUUUGGAAAACACAGUUGAUGAUCAGUCAAAGCAAGCGUCGGUUGUUCAGAAUAUUUUAACAUCAACUGUAAAUGAAGUUUCAAUUUUAAAAGAUGAAAAUAGUACAAAAUUGGUAAGUAAUGAAAUUACUAACAAAAUUAGUGCAGAUAAAUUAACACAAUAUAGCCAAAUUGAGGUAAAAGUUAAUAAAAGUCCAGAAAAUUCUGAUAGUGUUGUUAUGCCUGAAGGUGUUUCUAAUAAAUAUAACUGUAAAAAUGAACAUCACAAUGAAGUAAGACUACCGUCAGAUAUUCCUUUACCUGAUGAUGAUUUUGAAAAAGAUUUUUAUUCUGUAAAUCCUAAUGCCUUGAAUCCUGUCUGUGAUCCUGUCUCCAAUGGUGAAAACUUAAUUAAUGAACACAAAGUUAUGUAUGACUUAGAAAUGAAAAAAUGUAUUGAUGUUAGUGAACUAUCUGUAAUCCAAGUAAAUAAUUCUAAACAUAUUUUUGAUAAUAAGGAAUUAUUUAGCUUAGAAUAUACGAAACCUUAUGAAAUAGGAAUUGAGGAUGUAAAUCAAACACAUCAUGGUAGUACGGAGUAUUAUUCUGAAACUAUAGAUUUAUCAAACAAAAUAUCAAUGUCAGAAUAUAUUGAAGAACACAAAAUUAUAGAAACAAGUGAAUGUUCGCAGGUUGAUAAAGUGGGAACUGAGAAAAUUAACAAUAAUGAAUUUCAACAAGGUUUACUAGAAUCUAAAGAGCAACAAAACUUACAUGUUGGUGAUAGAGUAUUGUUUGGAAAUCAAGAAAUGUUUGAUAGCCAACAAAUAACUUCAUUUGAGACUAGCUCCUUAAACAAAAACAUUUUGGAACUUAAAGAAACAACCUUUACUGAAAAUAGAGAUUUAGACAAUUUAUCCAUUAGACAUGAAGGUGUAUUGGAAAGUAAUUUAUGUGAUAACAAAAAUGAUAUCAUUAAAACGACAAAAAAGACAAGAAUACAAGAUAGUGGUAAUUUGGAAAAUACUGUAGAUCUUAGUGAAAUUGGAAGUAUAACCCAAAUGAGUACUAAUAAUGGCGAAACAGUGAUAAAUCAAAAAUCUAGAGCAAUAUCUGAGAUAGAAAAUAAUUUUGAUAGUGAUUACAUAAAUGCUACAGGAAAUGCUAUACCACAGUUUAUCUCCGACAAAAUUUUAAAUUCAAUUUUCUCUACUGCUGAAUUAACUGAAAGUAUUAAUAAAAAUCAAUUAUUAGAAAAAGAACAAAACUGUAGAUCUGAAUUACAAAUAGAUAAUAUAACUAAUGUGGUAAAUAAUGAAUCACUAAAAAUAAAAGAGAUUAAAAUUGAUAAUAUGCUUCCAGACUCAUGUGAUGAUUUACCCAAUAUAAUAGAUAUAGUUUCUGCAUGUCAAAAUCAAAAAGAAUUUAAAAAAUUACGAGAAAAUACAAUGAUUGAUGAAAUAAAUGCUAUUGAUGUAAAGAGGAACAUAAAUAAUUUAGAAGAAAAUGACAUUCACUCUUCUAAAAUUAUAACUAUUAGUCAGCAUGAAGUUGAACAAGCAAUGACAAUAUCAGACAAAAAACAAGACAAAAAUAACUUUGAUUCAUUGAAAUGUACAGAGAUGCUUGAAACAUCCAAUAUAAAUAAUUUUGCUGACAUUGUAGAAACGCCAAAGAUAGGAUGUGAUGAUGAAAAAAAUAAGUUAGAGAGUGAAUCUUUAAGAGUUGAUAGAAAUGAGAACUUAGAUUCAAGCAAUAAGAAAAUCAUAGAAAGCUUAGACAAAGAAGCAGAAUGUGAAGCUCAGGAUACAAAUGUCAGUAAAAAAUAUCUUGAUAUUGAAAAUACUAUAAUAAACAAUCCUAUUACAUUGGAAUAUACAGAGAAGCUUGAAACAUCCAAUAUAAAUAAUUUUGUUGACAUUGUAAAAACAUCAAAGAUAGGAUGUGAUGAUGAAAAAAAUAAGUUAGAGAGUGAAUCUUUAAGAGUUGAUAGAAAUGAGAACUUAGAUUCAAGCAAUAAGAAAAUCAUAGAAAGUUUAGACAAAGAAGCAGAAUGUGAAGCUCAGGAAACAAAUGUCAGUAAAAAAUAUCUUGAUAUUGAAAAUACUAUAAUAAACAAUCCUAUUACAUUGGAAUAUACAGAGAAGCUUGAAACAUCCAAUAUAAAUAAUUUUGCUGACAUUGUAGAAACGCCAAAGAUAGGAUGUGAUGAUGAAAAAAAUAAGUUAGAGAGUGAAUCUUUAAGAGUUGAUAGAAACGAGAACUUAGAUUCAAGCAAUAAGAAAAUCAUAGAAAGUUUAGACAAAGAAGCAGAAUGUGAAGCUCAGGAUACAAAUGUCAGUAAAAAAUAUCUUGAUAUUGAAAAUACUAUAAUAAACAAUCCUAUUACAUUGGAAUAUACAGAGAAGCUUGAAACAUCCAAUAUAAAUAAUUUUGCUGACAUUGUAGAAACGCCAAAUAUAGGAUGUGAUGAUGAAAAAAAUAAGUUAGAGAGUGUAUGUUUAAGAGUUGAUAGAAAUGAGAACUUACAUUCAAGCAAUAAGAAAAUCAUAGAAAGUUUGGACAAAGAAGCAGAAUGUGAAGCUCAGGAAACAAAUGUCAGUAAAAAGUAUCUUAAUAUUGAAAAUACUAUAAUUAACAAUCCUAUUACAUCAGCAAGUACUGAAGAAAUCAAUGCCCAAGCAAUUUCUGCAGCUUCUGCUAAUGCACUUUUAAACAUGAGUAUAUGUAAAGAAGGAAAAUAUGAAAAUGAAGGCUCAGAAAGCUGUAAAGAUAUAUUAUGUAAACAUACAGAUGUAAAUAAAAUUGAUCCUCAAGAGGAAAAUGAUACUGUAUAUUAUCAAGGAAAUGAAAAGGUUGAGAACUCUCCCUGUAAAAGUAAUCUUAUUGCAGCUGGUGAUCACAACAAGUAUUUAUUAAAUACUGAUAAAACUAAAGAAAAAGAUGGUUGCAUUUCAAAAGACAUUGCGGAAAAGCAUAUAAUUGACGGUGCUCCAUCUGGCAUGGAAGUUUUUUCUCAAUCUGAAAAUAUUACCAAUAUAGAAAAUAAUAUUUCAUUUCCCAAUGCCUGCAUUCCAGAUGUAUUAAAUUCCACCAACAAAAAUUUGAUAAAUCAAAGUUUAAGAAGCUCAAUAAGAGCAAAUAAAUAUGUUAAAGCAGACAGUAAUAAAGAAGAGUUGAAAAGUAUUUAUCCGAGUGAAAAUAUGGAUGUCGAUGUUACGCUGCAAGAAAUAAAUACUGAUGAUAUGAGCAGUCAAGCAUUAGGAAGUAUUAUAGUAGACAACUGCCAGUUUAAAAAAAGCGAAAAAGAAGAAGGAAUGACGAAAAUAUUGGAAAACAGUAGUUUACUUAAUUCUUUUCCUGAUAAAAACAAUAUGAGCCCUAAAAAGCUAAACAAAGACUUAGAAAAUGAAAUUGAGACAACGGAAACUAAAGUAAUGAAUUCACCUCCAUUAUCACCCAAAAUUUCAUCUAAGGGAUAUAAUUUAAAUUUUGAUGAAAUAAAUGAUCCAUUUGUAAUAAAUAGCAAACAAGUAAUGGCGAAACGCUUAGAAAACAAAAGUUUUUCUGUUUCUUCUGUCGAAAGCCAUAAGGAACCUAAACAGCUAAAGGCAGAAUUAGAGAAUAUAAUUCAACCAUUAGCAACAAAUACGAAAGUAAUGGCAUCCCCUCCAUUGUCGCCUAAAAUUUCGUCUAAAGGAUACAAUUUUGAUGAAUCAGAAGAUCCAUUUGUCACAAAAACUAAAAUAAGAAUGUCUCCUCCACCGGAAGGUACGCCUUCAUCACUGCCGUUGGUUGGCAAAAGCAGUAUUAGCACAAAGUUGACUAAAAAGGAUUUGCAAAAACGUAAAUCCUUGCCAGAGAAAAAGAGACAACUCAUUUCUCAAAAUAAAAGAAACAGUGUUUUUGACAUUCCAGGAAUGAUUGAAAAUUCGAAAAAUAUGGAAGCAGUGAUGGUACAAGAUCUAACUGAUAUUAUUAACCCAGUGGAUAUUAGUUCAUCAAAUGUAUCAGCACAGGAUACAUUAGUUGAAUCUAUUGAAGUAACUGUGUGUCAAGGUAAGGAAUUUGUCAGUGACACCGAAAAUACACAAACAAACUGUGGUAGAACUGAGUCUUCUUUAAAUGAACAGAAUAUGUUAUCUGUGAACAAUUUGGAAUCUAAAAACGUUUUCAAUCUACCGGAAAUGUCAUCACAAAUGACUUUUAAAGUCACAAAAUCGAGAUUUUGCCAGUCUCUGUCCCCCCAUAAAGAAUCAUCUAAGAAGGAUGUUUUUGAAACUCCAUUUGAAGGUUCAUCACAUUUAACUCGUCAUGAUGACGAUGGUAAGAAUGCUGAGGACGUAGAUAACAAACAAACUGAUAAAAUUGAACACGAUUCUUCUAUCGCAAGUUCCUCAUCAAAAGAGACUGAAGAUGCAACUGUUCGGGAAGUCAAUACUGAAGACGAAGACACUGUAGAGGGUCCCUUUUUUGAAAGUGACGAAAUUAUUAACGCUGAUAAAAUUUCUCAUUCUGGAACUGAAAAUGACGACAUGAUGCAUUUUUCAGACUUGCCAACUCAAGGAAAUGACGAUAAUGAAAAUGGCGAAAUGUUUAUUGAUGCUGAGGCAUAUCACUUCCUUUUAAAUCAAAAUAAAAGUAAUGUUGUUGUCAACAGUGGCAAAGAGAGCUUAUUUUUGAAAUUCGAUCCCCUUUUUGCUAAAAGAAUGUCUUCAGAUGGAGCUUUAGCAGCGCUUAAUAAUGUUCAUAAACGGCAAAGUACGCCGAAAAGGAUUUCACGGGUUCAUACAGUCGAUGUUAGUUAUAGUGAUAAAUUGUCACCUGGACCGUCAAAUUCAAACAUUACGACAGAUAUUAAUAACACAUUCGAAGCUAACACUGAAGAUCCAAAUAUUACUGUUUCUAAACCAAUGAUGGUGGUAAACCCUGCUAUUAACUCAAUUGUUUCUCCAAGAAACAAAUCUAGUACUCCUCCUAGAACAAACAGGCGUUCCCUUACAUUCACAUCUCCUGCCAUAGCUGUUAUUGACAGACUUCUCUCAUUAAGCGCUAAUAACUCUCCCAUAAACCAUGACAGGAUGACAACUGAACUCCGGAGAGAACAAAAUGAAACAGAUCUGGCUUUAACGCAGCUUAGAGAACUUUUAGCUGAAAAAGAAAUACAUGUGCACAAUCUGAGAUCGGAAAGUAAAGAGUUAAGGGAACGAUUAUCUACGCUAGAAUCUCAAGUUAAAACUUUAGAAACAGAAAGUGAACAGAGGCUGAGAAAAGUUAAUGAAUUAAAUGAACGUUUAGUUGAAAAAACAAAAAUCAAUAAGAGCAUGGCGGCAGUUGUCGAAGAAUAUGAGAGGACUAUAGCCAGUUUAAUUGCAGAAACGGAGCAAGACAAGAAGCUCCAUGAAGAGGAACGGACUAGAUUGAUCAAUGAAAGAGACGAACAGACUGCACACUUAGCGAGUAUGGAGAUCUCAUUCAACGAUCUGCACAGCAAAUAUGAAAAGAGUAAACAAAUAAUUCUAAGUUGUAAAGCAAAUGAAGACACUUACAAGAAAUCGAUCCAAGAGUUUGAAGAGAGUUUGCAAAAAAUGCAGAACAAUUAUGAGCUGUUAAAACAACACGCAACAUCAAAGCUAAACCACGCGAAUCAGGAAUUAGAGAGAUUAAAUAGGUCACACGAAGCUGAAAUAUUGAAACUGAAUGCUAUGAUUAAAAGGAAGGAGCUGCAUAUUACGUCGCUUGAAGAGACUCUGGCGCAAAAGACCAAAGCCAAUGAGGAGUUGACGGCAAUUUGCGAUGAGCUCAUCAACAAGGUCGGUUGA
Molecule: messenger RNA, 7158 nt
Organism: Parnassius apollo (apollo)
Lineage: Eukaryota; Metazoa; Arthropoda; Insecta; Lepidoptera; Papilionidae
Source: the annotation of a GenBank genome assembly